Dreissena polymorpha is the source of this 543-nucleotide messenger RNA. RefSeq names its product stomatin-2-like. The record is from RefSeq and is a predicted model, not a curated record. NCBI's taxonomy places the organism in Eukaryota, Metazoa, Mollusca, Bivalvia, Myida, Dreissenidae. The coding region runs from base 1 to 543 and encodes 180 amino acids. The transcript is spliced from 4 exons. Gene Ontology annotation, cellular component: plasma membrane.
AUGGCCACACCAAUUAUUCUGUCACGUGAUUCGGUGACGGUGUCGGUUGACGCGGUUAUAUACGCGAGGAUCUUUGACGCCGUGAUAUCGAUUUGCAACGUGGAGAACGUGCACUCGUCGACGCGCCUCCUGGCGGCAACGACGCUCCGGAACGUGCUGGGAACCAAACAACUCUCGGAGAUUCUCACGGACCGCGAGAUUAUCGCGCAGCAGAUGCAAACCAUCCUGGACCACGCCACGGACCCCUGGGGAGUGAAGGUGGAGAGAGUGGAAGUGAAGGAUGUCCGACUUCCGGUUCAGAUGCAGAGGGCCAUGGCGGCGGAAGCUGAAGCCACUAGGGACGCGAGGGCCAAGGUGAUCUUGGCGGACGGAGAAAUGAAGGCCUCCCGAUCACUGAAGGAAGCCGCCGACAUCAUGAGCCAGUCGCCUUGCGCCAUGCAGAUCCGGUACCUGCAGACGCUCAACUCGAUCGCCGCCGAGAAGAACUCGACCAUCAUUUUCCCGCUGCCCAUCGAUUUGCUAAGCGGACUGAUGAAGAAAUAA